AUGGAUAGCAUAAUGAGCAAGCUUCGGAAUCUCGAUGCGUAUCCGAAAAUCAACGAAGAUUUCUAUAGUCGCACGCUUUCCGGCGGUGUUAUCACUCUCGCUUCCUCCAUUGUUAUGUUCUUGCUUUUCUUCUCCGAGCUUCGGUUGUAUCUUCAUGCUGCUACUGAAACUAAGCUUGUUGUAGAUACUUCUAGAGGAGAAACGCUGCGUAUUAAUUUUGAUGUUACGUUUCCUGCGCUAGCGUGUUCUGUAGUCAGUAUCGAUGCCAUGGACAUAAGUGGAGAGCAGCAUCUGGAUGUAAGACAUGAUAUAAUCAAGAAAAGAAUAGAUUCUCAUGGCAAUGUGAUAGAAACAAGGCAAGAUGGAAUUGGUUCUCCCACGAUUGAGAAGCCCUUGCAAAGACAUGGAGGCAGACUUGAGCAUAAUGAGACUUAUUGUGGAUCCUGUUAUGGUGCUGAGGCGUCAGAUGAGGAAUGUUGUAAUUCCUGCGAGGAAGUUCGUGAAGCAUAUCGAAAGAAAGGUUGGGGACUCUCAAACCCAGAUGAAAUCGACCAGUGCAAAAGAGAAGGAUUCUUAGAAAGAAUCAAGGAAGAAGAUGGUGAAGGGUGCAAUAUGUAUGGCUUCUUGGAAGUAAACAAGGUGGCAGGGAAUUUCCAUUUUGCUCCUGGGAAAAGCUUUCAGCAAUCUGGUGUACAUGUACAUGACAUACUGGCUUUUCAAAAGGAGUCAUUUAAUUUAACUCACCACAUCAACAGAAUAGCCUUUGGAGACUAUUUUCCUGGUGUUCUAAAUCCUCUUGACCGUGUGCAUUGGACGCAAAAAACACCAAGUGGGAUGUACCAGUAUUUUAUUAAGGUUAGUACUCUAGAUUUGUGUGUACUGCAUACUAGUUUUAUUCUGCAGAGGUAA
Molecule: messenger RNA, 909 nt
Organism: Vicia faba (fava bean)
Lineage: Eukaryota; Viridiplantae; Streptophyta; Magnoliopsida; Fabales; Fabaceae
Source: the annotation of a GenBank genome assembly